Messenger RNA from Vicugna pacos (alpaca), 2432 nucleotides. It is a transcript of the gene SNX20, whose product is annotated as sorting nexin 20. Gene Ontology annotation, molecular function: protein binding; phosphatidylinositol phosphate binding. Gene Ontology annotation, biological process: protein transport. Gene Ontology annotation, cellular component: early endosome membrane. Lineage: Eukaryota; Metazoa; Chordata; Mammalia; Artiodactyla; Camelidae. The record is from RefSeq and is a predicted model, not a curated record.
GUCACACAGCCUAUUUCCUGUUUUCAUACGGAGAACUUAGCAAAGCCACAGCCACUAGCCUGCUCGCCCAGAGCUUGGAACGGAGAGCCGAAGGGGGGCCAUGUGAUACCCCUCCCAGACCCCUGGACACACACAGGACCAGAGGCCUCAGCCUUGGAGCAUGGCAAAUUCCAAGCACCACGGGAGCCCUGGAUGGACAGAACCUAUACACCAGUGCAUGGCGGGGACCAAGCCAAAAGCAGCGGCCCCUGGCCCAGACCUCCCACGCCCAGGACCUGAAGAGCACCUAGAUGUCCACAGCAGCCCGAGCUCCAACUCCAACAUGACCACGCGGGAGCUGCAGGAGUACUGGCGCAGCGAGAAGUGCUGCUGGAAGCACGUCAAACUGCUCUUUGAGAUCGCGUCUGCCCGCAUCGAGGAGAGGAGGGUCUCCAAGUUUGUGAUGUACCAGAUCGUCGUCAUCCAGACCGGGAGUUUCGACAGCAACAAAGCCAUCCUGGAACGGCGCUAUUCAGACUUCGAGAGGCUCCAGAAAAAACUCCUAAAGACUUUCAGGGAAGAGAUCGAAGAUGUCGUCUUCCCCAAAAAGCUGCUGGUGGGGAACUUCAGCGAGGAGAUGAUCUCGGAGCGCAAGCUGGCCCUCAAAGAGUACCUGCGCCUGCUGUACGCCAUCCGCUGCGUGCGCCGCUCGCGCGAGUUCAUCGACUUCCUGACGCGGCCCGAGCUGAGGGAGGCCUUCGGCUGCCUGCGGGCGGGCCAGUACGCCAAGGCGCUGGACAUCCUGGUGCGCGUGGUGCCGCUGCAGGAGAAGCUGACGUCCCACUGCCCGCUGAUGCUGGUGCCGUCCCUGUGCGCCAUGCUGGUGUGCCACCGCGACAUGGAGCGCCCUGCCGAGGCCUUUGCCGCCGGGGAGAGGGCCCUGCAGUGCCUGCAGGCCCGGGAGAGCCACCGCUACUACGCCCCGCUGCUGGAGGCCAUGGCCCGCCUGGCCUACGCGCUGGGCAAGGACUUUGUGUCCCUGCAGGAGAGGCUGGAGGAGAGCCAGCUUCGGAAGCCCGCCCUGCGGGGCUUCACCCUGAAGGAACUCACCGUCCAAGAAUAUCUGUACUGAGUCCCCGGAAGGAAGCUGGACAGUUGGGAUGACCAUUGCUCUUGGGCUGUUUGGGACUCGUGCGAAGCAGGACAUGCCACUCUGGGCUCUAGCUUGCUGGGUGACUUUGAAUAAGCCCCUCCUCUCAUCCUGUGUCACCAUCUGUGUUGAACAGAGGUGCUCCCGGGUGUCCUUGGAAGCCUCUGCUUGUGUCCUCUGUCCCCUUGACACCAGACCCACUUCAUCUCAAACCCAGCUGCCAAAGCACUGGAGAAGAAGAUGCACUUUACUCACUUUAGCUGGAGAGGUUUACACUGCACAUCACAAGCAAAGCCUAAUCUGCUUCCUCACAGAUGUCUCUCUCGCCGUUCAGGGUCUUUUCUCUCUGCUUCUCCCCCUCGACCUUGCUUGCAAAUAUUCCCACCCACUAUCCUAAGUACACAGCUCUCCCCUCUUUCCGGUAGAUCCAACGCAGCAAAACAAAAGGUUACCUACUGCUCCUCAAGGCCAGCUCUGUCCCCAGGAUGGGCUGUAUGUCAUCCUUUGAAGGGUGGGAGGAUCCUGGGCUGGAACGCAGUCCUGCCUUAAGAGUUUGUGACGCAAGGUAUCUUGAGCAAGGGGAGUUGCCUGAGGUUUUCCGGUUAGGAUGAUGUAACUCAUUCCCUAGGGUGGGUUUUCAUUUGUCAGGCAACUGUCCCUUGAAUGGCCUCGCUGGAUUAUGUAGACAUAACCUGAAGGGAGAUGGAAGAAGAUACUCAGUGGGGCCUCUGGGUAGAAGAGAUUGAAUCAACUCCCCUGUCAUCUGAGGGACAAUGGGUUGGGAGGCCCUGGACUGAAGUCUGCUGUCAGGCCCCCAAGCGAAGUGGAUUCUGGACCAAUGCCCUGGGCUCAAGCAGAGCCAGGAGCGGAUGGUACAGGCUGGUUUGGGUCCCAGGCUCCUUCCUGAAGGUUCCAAACAGACUGACACCUUCAAACAAAGAAAGCUUUCAAUUAUCUCAGUUUACUCCAGGAGAAGGACACUUCAAGUGGGAGAGACUGGGUUUCUUGAAAUUCUGGGCAUGUGGAAAAUUAAAGUGUUAAAUGGGAGAACAAAAAGAGCUGCAACUCUUUUAUAACAUAAUGGUAAAGAAGAUUGUGCUGAUUUUACAAGUUCUUUCAUCACAUAUGGAGUGCUCUCAGCCCUUGGAUGCACCAAAUAUUCACUAAGAAAGAAAAAAAAAAGCCCAAUAUGGGGAGUUUAGUAGGAGUUUCCAACAAAAAGCUGGGAGAGCAAAAGUUAGCCCCCAAUGAACACAAGGGUCAAUGUGGAAUAAACCUGUUUUGUAGAAAAGGCCAUGAAGGA